UCAAGUUUCAAUCAAAAUUUUAGUUUAUAUUUUUCCUCUUUUAAGUGAGUUUUUUGGGAAUGGAUUCUCUCAAUUUAUCUCUGUAUCUUAGGUUUUGCCAAUCUAAGUGGUGAACCUGGUACGAUAGUGUUACAAUCAAGGGGCGUCUUUAGUACCAAAAUCAACUCAACGACAAAAAUAAACCCUUCUUUGAUGUUUGUGAUGGGAUAUUUUUGAAUUACAACUGGCUGGUAUUGCCUCAUCUUUUGUCUUUAUCUGCAUCUUGAUUCUGCAUUUUGCUUGGAUAUGGAUCUUUUAAAAUGCGCCACGCAGGAUUUGGACCUACCAAUAACAGCAGGUGCUGCUAGUGAUAAAAAGCACAGUGUCUAUGCAGGGAUAGAUGUAUUUGAAAGGCCUGUAUUUUGUGCAGCUAAUCGUCGCAGCGAGUGGCAAGGUCGUGGUUAUCAUAUUGCAGUUGAGGGAAGACAAGUAUCAGAUGCUCCUUGGAAUAACAUUUCGUGCCAGGGACUUCAGCCUCAUCUUGAGAAUACAACCGUGUCUGCUUCAGAUAAAAUUGAAGUCCUUGUUGAUCUCAAUGAAGCCUCCUAUAAUGGUGGUGGAAAUCUUACAUUCAACGGGGAACUUCAAAAUGGUGCAUUUUUCGAAACAAGGAUAUUCCAAGCAGAACUUGUUCUUGGGGAUUCACCUGUCAACUUUACAUACUCUGUGAAAUCAGAAGAGAAUCCUCUGUUUGGCCUAAGUCUGAAAUUCUUUUCUGAGGAAUAUGGGAAGGAAUCAUUUCUUCUUGCAACCCUGACAAUGACUAAUAUAUUAAGCAAGUUAACGGAAGUGAUUACACCAAAUCAAGUUAGAAAGCCAGAGAUGGCAAGAGGAUGGGUCCUAAUGGACUACACCAUUAGAAAGAGUGGAUGGACAUUAACUGAAAUCAAUGCUGUCUGCUACAAGCCAACAGCUAAAACUAGUAAACAGGAUCCAGAUUCAGAAUCCAGUGACCAAGACAAUACGUCUGCCUCAGUUGCAGGAAAAUAUCAUGUAGUACUAGGUCAUAUCACAAUUAAAAAUUCCGUGAAAAGCUUAGGUUUUCUUCCAGCUACUUCAUGGUUACUCAAGUCUGAAACUCUCCAAAACACUGGUUCAAAACUGAGUCUUAACAUCACCUGGAAAUUGAAAGAUGGUGAGGAACCUUCAUUUUUAAGGUACCAUGUCUAUGUUGAGAAUGCAGCAACAAAAACAGAUGGAAAACAGGAGAGUAAGCUGGAAGACAGGGUGAAGUAUCUUGGAGUGGCACAUGUGCAUGCUUUUUAUGUUUCUGAAAUUGACAUUCCUCCUGGUGUUACUAUUCUCAAAUUCAUCAUCCAGGCUUGUGCUGCUGAUGGGGCUUUCCAGAAACUGAAUGAUUCUCCCUAUAUUGAAGUGAAUGUUUAAGGUAUAACUGACUAUUUCCUAGUACACUAGUCCUUUAUGAUGAAGUAAGAUGCAAUGCCAUCAUCCAUAGCUUGUGUUGUAUCAUGACAAUAGGACACCCUUAAGUGGGAUACAAUAAGUAAAAGAGGGAAUGUAGU
Rubroshorea leprosula is the source of this 1562-nucleotide messenger RNA. The record is from the annotation of a GenBank genome assembly. NCBI's taxonomy places the organism in Eukaryota, Viridiplantae, Streptophyta, Magnoliopsida, Malvales, Dipterocarpaceae.